AUGGCGCGCCAGAGAAAUAUCUCAAAUGCCUCCUCCCAAUCAUCCCUUCCUGACCAGAACCAGGAACUGGGGAGUAUGUAUGACUACCUGGCAAAGGUUAUUCUCUUAGGCCCAAGCGGUGCCGGAAAGUCCUGCUUGCUACAUAGAUUUGUAAAGAACGAGUGGAGAGUCCUAUCAUCCCAGACUAUAGGCGUUGAAUUCUCCUCGAAGAUUGUUAAGGUUGGGAGUGGAUCGCGAAGAAAAAGGAUUAAGCUCCAGCUCUGGGAUACUGCGGGAACGGAACGCUUUCGCUCUGUCUCACGCUCAUACUAUCGGGGUGCGGCUGGCGCCAUUUUAAUAUACGAUGUCGCCUCCCUCGCUUCUUUCAAGGCUCUCCCUACCUUUCUCCUUGAUGCGCGCGCCCUAGCUUCCCCAAAUUUAACGGUAUUGCUUGCCGGAAAUAAGAGCGACUUAAUAACUGACCAUAUGAUAAACGGAGACGACUGGGAGGAUGGGGUCAAAAUACCGGCGACGCCGUCAAGUACGUCCAGCAAACAGUCGCCCUUCCCAGCUGAUCUUGGUUGUGGCUCUUUUCGCUCAACAACUACCCCUGCAGUUGGAACGAGAAUGACUGCUACGGAGUCGCCAGAAGGUCGUGAGGUCUCCCUGGAGGAGGCCUCGCGGUGGGCUGCGAGAAAUAAUAUUCCCGUCGCUGUGGAGGUAUCGGCACUUUCUGGUGAUUGUGUAGAGGAGCUGUUUAACCGUUUAGCAAGAAUAAUUCUCACUAAGAUCGAACUUGGUGAAAUAGACCCAGAUGACCCGCAGAGUGGAAUUCAGUACGGGGAUAUGUUUGGGAUGAGCACUAGUGACGGCGGAAGUAUUCGAAGCGGAAUUACCGUCGACGAUUCCUAUGUGCAGCUUCGAAAAGGCCGCAAAGUAGGCGGCAGGUCGUCUGGAAUACGAGAAUGGGAGGAUGUCUUCAGGCUGAGCAGCUCCGGUAGGCGAAGAGGAUGCUGCUGA
Messenger RNA from Ophidiomyces ophidiicola, 999 nucleotides. RefSeq lists its product as uncharacterized. Gene Ontology annotation, cellular component: endosome. The record is from RefSeq and is a predicted model, not a curated record. The transcript has 4 exons. Gene Ontology annotation, molecular function: GTPase activity; GTP binding. Lineage: Eukaryota; Fungi; Ascomycota; Eurotiomycetes; Onygenales; Onygenaceae. Bases 1 to 999 code for a protein of 332 amino acids. Gene Ontology annotation, biological process: regulation of endocytosis.